Arabis nemorensis is the source of this 360-nucleotide messenger RNA. The record is from the annotation of a GenBank genome assembly. Lineage: Eukaryota; Viridiplantae; Streptophyta; Magnoliopsida; Brassicales; Brassicaceae.
AUGGAGGUGGAAGAAGAUGAAAAGACAGGUCUUGGCAUUGGUAUGAAAAGACAGGUCUUGGUUCCCUGCAAGAUCUCUAGCAGCAUCAGCUCUGGAGAGAGACAAGAUGCUGGAGUGGUCCUGUCCAAAAUUCGUGUAGAAUUCGAGAGACAAAGUGCUGAAUCCAUGGAGAUCAAAUUCGAGAGACUAUGGCUGUUAAAGGAGAGAUUGAAUGCUAGAGAGCUGGACGGCAUGACUUCCGCCCAGCUGCGCCUACUUGAAGAUCAGAUAUACCAAGCAUUGCGAGGUUUGCAUGAGCAUAAGUUUUCACCUCGCCAAGAGCAAAUGUUAAAGAAACGCAAAGAGGUUAUGACGAGCUGA